Macrobrachium nipponense is the source of this 1185-nucleotide messenger RNA. RefSeq names its product proton-coupled folate transporter-like. The coding region runs from base 1 to 1023 and encodes 340 amino acids. Gene Ontology annotation, cellular component: membrane. Gene Ontology annotation, molecular function: transmembrane transporter activity. Lineage: Eukaryota; Metazoa; Arthropoda; Malacostraca; Decapoda; Palaemonidae. The record is from RefSeq and is a predicted model, not a curated record. Gene Ontology annotation, biological process: transmembrane transport. The transcript has 9 exons.
AUGGCUAAGGCAUUCCCAGAAGACAAAAUACAGUACAGGGAAGUAAACCUCAACUAUGACGAGAGCGUCUGCAGUGACCUGAACAAGUACAGAGACCGCCAGGAAAACCGUCCAGGACCUCGUCUCGGAGUUCAUGAUGUGGAGGUCAUCUUCACCUUGUUCCUGGGAGCCUGGGGUGACCGCUGGGGCCGGAAGCGCCCCUUGAUCAUGUGCCUGACGGGGCUGAUGCUGGAGGCGGUGGUCCAUCUCAUCAACAGCCGAAUUUCGUCCGGUAGCCUCGAGACUAUGAUGAUCUCAUCGGUGCCGUACUCACUUGGGGGCGGAGUCAUGGCUCUGCUCAUGUUGUGCUUCGCACACCUGGCAGACUCAUCCAAAUCACGUCAAAGGACUUUGAGAAUGGGAUUCCUAGACUCUGCCUACUACCUCGGAAGCCCCGUGGGCAACGCCAUCGUGGGGCCACUCCUGGAUUCUGGUGGCUACGUGGGCGCCUUUGGUCUCAGCAUAGCUAUAUACUUACUGACGAUUAUCUACGUGGUGGUCAAGAUCCCUCCCAUCAAGGCGAGAGAGUCUGAGGUGGAAUCUAGAUCAGUCUGUGACGUCACCCAGAUAACGGACGCCGUAGCAGUCACGGUCAAGGCUAGACCUAACAGAGCAACAUUGCACAUCCUGCUUCUCAUAAUGGCCAUGCUCUUCGAUUCGCUACCGGUUUCUGGUGAAGGGGGCUUCCGGUACCUGUACACUAAACUGGCCCUUGGCUGGUCACACACAGAGUACAGCCACUGGAGUACUUUUGCAUCCGUACUGAGUUCUCUGACAAUGAUUGUGAUCAUUCCUGUGCUGAGCGUGGUCGUAGGAAUGCCCGACGGAUGGAUGGGAUUUGUGGGCGGAGUUUCGAGAACGACCAGUAAUUUCAUGUACGGCCUCGUCAACAAGCCGAAGGACGAAUGGCUCAUUUGGACAGGAGCAGUGGUGGCAAGCUUGAAGAAUAUGGCUCCAGUUUCCAUACGAUCUUUUGCUUUCUAAGCUUGCUGGACCACAGGAUGUUGGUAAAGUGUACGCAGUCAUGGCGACGCUGGAAAGUCUAAUCGAAUUUGCUUCUGCUCCAAUGUACAAGGCGGUGUACACAGCUACCAACAGCACCCGACCUGGAACCUUCAAUUUUCCUCUCUCUGGAAUAAAUACGUU